Messenger RNA from Chara braunii, 3976 nucleotides. The record is from the annotation of a GenBank genome assembly. NCBI's taxonomy places the organism in Eukaryota, Viridiplantae, Streptophyta, Charophyceae, Charales, Characeae.
GUGUACAAGACACAAUAAUGCGUGCCACGUCAGCAGGUUAUGUCGGCCUUCUUGCCUGCCUCAGCAUGUGAGCAGCUGGAUGUGUGCCGCGUCGCUACUUAUGCUUACAAGGUCAGCAAGCCGCAUCUACAUCAGCGCCCAAUAUGUGCCACGUCAGCACUCCCUCUUGGUCUCACUAGUCUCUCCAUGGUGGAAGUCUGUCUCUGGUGUCACAUCAGCAGACUACACUGCCAUGCGGCACUUUGCUGUUGACAGUGAUGACAUGGAGUUGGACUUAUCCAGCCUUUCAACAGUGCAUACUGUGGUUGCUGCACUAUUUAGUAAGCUUGGCGUCCCUAUCAAGACUCUCGUAGCUCCUCAAGUAAUGGAAGAGGCGAUGAUGGGUGCUGUGCAUCCAAGGCCACUCACAUUGUUUAAACCUGUUUCUGACAAGGUUCAUUCUCAUUUCACUGAUCUGGUGAGUGACGCGCAGUGCGACAGGGUGCAGAAGCUAGAGGCAUUAGAUGACACUGCCCUAAACACUACAGGAAAGAUCCUGAAGGCAAAUGUCCUCUCCAUGCAUGCGUACAUAGACAACAAAAUGGACGCCAUGCAGGAUACUCUAGACCAGAUCCUACAAGUGCUACAUAAGCCAGGGAUCCGGCCAGCAGCUUUACCAUCACUGCCUCUCUCAGCGAUGACAAGCCUCUAUGCCGCUCAGUCAGGACCACCACCAAGUGUUUCAUCAACAAUAGCACGAUCUCAAACUGUUGCUUCUUCAUCUUUUGGUCCAGCGACUGUUGCUACACCACAGUCGCCAGCUGUCUCGCAAGCGGGACAACAAUAUCCUUGGUAUCCCAAGACCCUAGUGAACCCACCUGCAACCUUCUCAGGAGACAAGAAGGAUGAGGCUCUCGACACAUGGUUGAGAACGGUGCCAGUGUGGGUGAGGGCCAAAAGGACAUUGGUAGAAGAGGAGGUGAUUACUGUUGCAUCCUACUUAGAGGGUUCAACAGCCCGUUGGCUAAACGGAUUGGUAGCUUCAAAGGGCUUCGGCAAGAAUAUGCAUGAUUGGGCGCAGACCCACACAUUAGAAAGCUUUAUGGACUUAGUGGAGGCUCGUUGGCACAACCCUCAACAAGCACAAAUUGCCAUUGAUGGGCUCUUGAAACUUGAUACUAGAAAGUACAAGUCUGUGCGGGAACUCACCACAGCCGUAGAGCGCCUGAUCGUCGUCCCGGGAGUGGAGUACAAUCCACAGGUCUUGCUGACCAUGUUCCUGAGAUUUUUUCCCACAGACAUUAGAAAUUUAUUAGCCAGCGAGGCUCGCGGAGAGUAUCACACCUUUGAGUCAUUCAGCAAGAAGGCCCUAGACUUAGAGGUUACGCUGGGUGGAGCUCAAACCCCUUCUACGGACGGGAGAAAGAAGAAGACUCCACAAGAGUGGAAGAAGAAGGGUAGUCGAUUGAUGAUGGUUGAUUCCGAUGGAAAUCAAACCGAGAUCGAUGAUAUUUUCGAUCUUGUGGAGGGUUCAGAGUUUGACGGCGAGGAGAGUGCUGAGGGUAGCAACCUCGCCGCCGUAGUUAAGACUAAGGCAGCUGGCCGCGGCAAGGGCGGUCAACAAAGGAGUCAGGGGCAGGCCGUUAACCCAAACAAAAUAGCUGCUUGGGUUAGAGCAGGUCUGGAUCAAGAAGUGUGGCGGGACCGUUGGUCUCUUGGUGCUUGUAUUAACUGCGGUGAGUGGUCCGCAAGGGACCCUCGUGAGUCCUGGGUGGCACAGAAUAGAGGGCCUAGAGGGGAGCACUUCGUUGUGGAAGUUGAUGUGGGCGGUCGCAAGUGCGGCGCCUUCGUAGACAUUGGCUCCACACAAAACUUCAUAAGUCGCGACUGCGUUGACAGACUGUGCCUAAAGGACCGGGUGCAGCGCCUUAGUAGACCGGUAGCAUCUACUUUGGCCAACAAAGAGUGCAUGAUGGUGGAGGACUAUGUUAAAGAUGUAGUCUGCACCUUCUCCUACCCAGGAGGAGAGAUAAACCACAAGAUAUCAUUCGUGGUGAGCGACGAGUUGCCCUUUGACAUGUUAUUGGGCAUGUACUACCUCGAGGUUGCCAAGCCCCCGUUUGACUGGGACAAGAAGGUGUUGAAGCAUGAGUUGCCUAGUGGGAGAACCGUGAGACUGGCCAAGUACAAAGCCAGUAGGUUAGUAGACUCCUAUGGGUGCUUAUGCGCAUCUGCCUUUUAUAAUUAUUAUAAACAGAACCAAGAGGAAGGAAUGUACUUAGUCUAUGUCUCUGCAAAAGGGGAGGCCGUUAAAACACCCCCAGAUCUGUUCGAGGAGCCUACAGGAGUCGUAGACAUGGAGAUUGUCCAUGCCAUGGAGAUUAUCCCAGGAAGUAAAACACCUAAGGGUAGAAUCUAUAGGAUGGCUGCAGUCGAGUUGGACGAACUUCGGCGGCAACUGAAAGAGCUCACAGAGAAGGGUUGGAUUCGGCCUAGCACUUCCCACCAAGGAUGUGCAUUGAUUAUAGAGGCCUCAAUGCCGUCACCGUUAAGAACGCACAGCCUCUACCACGCAUCGACGACCUAUUGGAUAGGGUGCAGGGGUGACUUAAAAUCCGGCUACCAUAAGAUUGCCAUAAGACCAGAGGACCAGCACAAAACCGCAUUCCAGACCAGGUACGGUCUUUAUGAGUUUGUGGUGAUGCCUUUUGGCCUUUGCAAUGCACCGGGUACAUUCCAACACGCCAUGAACAGGAUCUUCCAUGACUACUUAAACAAGUUUGUUGUUGUGUACCUUGACGACAUGCUUAUCUUUGGUACAUCUGUUGAGGAGCAUGCUCAGCAUGUAGACAAAGUACUUUCACUCCUUCGGCAGCACAAGUAUAAGAUAAACUUUGCGAAAUGCGAGUUAGGUCGCACUCGAAUCCCGUACUUGGCUCAUGAGGUAUCCGCAGAUGGAAUUAGGCCCGAAGAUGCGAAGGUGGCUAGCAUUCGUGACUGGCCACGACCCCAGUUUGUGACUGAGGUCAGAUCAUUCUUGGGAAUGUGUGCUUAUUACCGCAAUUUUGUAAAGAAUUAUAGCACGAUUACAUCUCCCUUGACUGAUCUAACUCGACUCGAUACACCAUGGGACUGGACCGACGAGUGUGAGGCAGCUUUCAAGCGUUUGAAGCAUGCUCUCGCGCAUCAUGAGGUUCUCAUGGUACCCGACCCGCAAAGGCCGUUCGUUGUAACCACUGACGCAAGCCAAUAUGGGAUAGGUUCACGGGCUCAAGCUCUGCUUGGGUUACUCAAGCCUUUACCCAUUCGUGCUGGCCAAGGGAAGAGUAUCUCCAUGGACUUCAUGGAUACUCUUGUGACCAGCAAGAAUGGCAAGUGGCACAUCUUCGUCAUAGUGGAUAGGUUCACUAAGUACGCUAGACUAAUCGCCAUGCCAGAGACUGCCAGGACUGAGCACGUCAUCAAGUUGUUCAUGGACAACUGGGUGCGUGAUUUUGGAUUGCCUAAGACUAUCGUUAGUGAUAGAGAUGUCCGUUUCACUAGUGAGAUGUGGAAGAAGGCCGCUGAACAGAUGGGCAGCCAGCUUCAGAUGACUUCUGGGAAUCAUCCCGAAGCAAAUGGACAGGCUGAACAGAUGAACCGAGUGGUGCAGCAUCCGCUGAGGCAUUACAUCAAGCCCAGCCAGGAUGAUUGGGAUGAAAAGUUACCUCUCAUCGCCAGUCUGUACAACAACGAUGUACACAACACCAUCGGUGUCAGUCCUAACCAACUACAUCUGGGAUGGAAGCCUAGAUCUUCUCUAGACUUCCUGCUGCCUGAAAUCGAACUGCUGCAACUCCUGGAACCAUCGAAUUUGGUGUCGAGUAUGAGAAACUGCUGCAGCAGACUGUCGAGCACAUUAAGAAAUCUCAGGAGGUCAUGAUUGUUUAUGAGAACAAGCAUCGUCGACAGUCUACAUUUCAGGUAGGGGAACGUGUCUGGGUCAAGGCUAGUGAAC